Messenger RNA from Hemiscyllium ocellatum (epaulette shark), 1452 nucleotides. RefSeq names its product ankyrin repeat, SAM and basic leucine zipper domain containing 1 (gene asz1). Gene Ontology annotation, cellular component: pi-body. The transcript has 13 exons. The record is from RefSeq and is a predicted model, not a curated record. The coding region runs from base 61 to 1452 and encodes 463 amino acids. Gene Ontology annotation, biological process: piRNA processing. NCBI's taxonomy places the organism in Eukaryota, Metazoa, Chordata, Chondrichthyes, Orectolobiformes, Hemiscylliidae. Gene Ontology annotation, molecular function: protein binding.
ACGGAGGAUUCCGACGAUGGCUGGUACCUGGGCUGUGACACCUACGAUGACAUCCAGGCAAUGGUAGUGAAGACUUCUCAAGUGAAAACCGAUUCAAAGGAUGAGCCUUCGUUACUCAUGCUGUCAAAAAACAAAAAAGCUAAAAACAACGAUAAAGAUACAGGAACUUUGAAGGAAGCUCUGGCAUCACAAAAGUUACAUUUGGUCGAACAACUUCUAAACUCAGGCAUAGAUGUUGAAACACGUUUUGGUUUUGGUUGGACGCCAUUGAUGUAUGCUGCAAGUGUUGCUAACUUUGAAAUUACUCGUCUCCUUCUCAAUAGAGGUGCUAAUGCAAGUUUUGCAAAUGAUCAAUAUACUGUGUUGAUGGCUGCCUGUGCUAGUAAUGAACCAGAAGAAAAAGUGGUCAAGUGUGUAGAGUUGCUGUUGUCCAGAAAUGCAAAUCCAAAUACUUUCAGCAGGAAUCAGAUGACCCCAUUAAUGUAUGCAGCUAGAGAAGGCCAUACUCAGACUAUUAUACUGCUGGUGGCUCAUGGAGCAGAAAUAAAUAUUCAGGAUGAAAAUGGCUACACAGCACUGACAUGGGCAUCUUGUCGAGGCCACCAAAGUACAGUGCUGAAGCUAAUCGAGUUAGGAGCUGAUAAAACAUUGAAGACCAAAAAUGGAGAGACGGCAGCUGAUAUUGCUGAGAAAAAUCACCAUUCGCAGUUAGCGUCAUUACUCACUGUGACUUCAAAUUCGCCCUUAUUGGGAAAACUCCAGAAUGUAACGAAAGAGGAGGCAAUUUUCAAAUACGUCACAAAACAUUGUAAUGCAGGGAAGAACAGCAGAAUAUGUUCAAUUUCAAAUUUUGGUGAUGUACAACUGUUUCUGUCUGGACUUGAACUUGAACAUCUUCAAGGCUUAUUUGAGGAGAAUGAGAUAUCUUUCAGAGGACUUCUGACAAUGGGAAAAGAAGACCUUGAAAAGAUUAAGAUCACUGAUCCUGAUGACCAACGGAAAAUUUUGGAAGCAGUUUGUGAAAUGCAGCCAGAAGACUUACAAGUUACUCAGUUACCUUCACUGGACAAUUUUGAUUGCAGCAGUGAAGAACUCACAAAAUUUUUGAUCAAGCUGAAGAAGCACUGUGGUCACUUGAAGUUAACAGUUCAGAAUGUGGCUAACCAGUUAUCAACCAAUUCAGAACUGAGAGUACUGGAUGUAGACCCUGACCGAAAGUCUGCUUUGGCCUGUGAAGACCUGGUUAGAUGUAUUCAGGAUCUGGAUAAAGAAGUGCAGAGAUUGAGGAAUGUUCUGCUAAAGUUGCAGAAUGACCAAGAGCAAGCUCCCAAUCGGAUACCAGCCUUGCAAAGUUAUUUCCAACCCAAUCGAUUCUUAAAGAAAGUAGCAAUUGGCCUGUUUGGAACUGGAUUUAUAUUUUCCCUCAUAAAACUACGUGUGCUGAGAAAUUAA